Adineta ricciae is the source of this 2010-nucleotide messenger RNA. Lineage: Eukaryota; Metazoa; Rotifera; Eurotatoria; Adinetida; Adinetidae. The record is from the annotation of a GenBank genome assembly.
AUGACGGAUAUCCUGUCAUCACAUAUUGGAUGGUCACGCAGUCCUAUCCCAAAUGUGUCUCAACAGCAACAUCAAUCGCAGCAGCAAGAACAAGCCUUCCAAAAAAACACACGUCGCGCUUUACCUAAAUUAAAAAAUGAUCUGUCACCACAAGCAACACCGCGUAAAGUCACUCUCUUCCGCAAUGGCGAUCGGUAUUUCCCUGGCAAGCAAACGGCGAUCAUUCCACAGAACUAUUCCAAUCUUGGACAACUAUUACAAGAACUAUCCACAACAAUCGAUUUGCCUUAUGGUGUACGACGCUUAUUUACACCUAAUCAAGGAUCAGAAGUAACAGAUGUUACUAUUAUUAAAGAUGGUGCUUCGUAUGUCUGUGCUUCAUUCGAACCGUUUCAACGAAUUGAUUAUGCUACAAUAUCCGUGCCACGUUUGACAUUCAAUAUCGAGCAACUUCGGCAUCCAACGCACGAGGUACAACCGUCGCAUCGACUGAAUAUACGUCAUCUACCGACAUUACCGAACGCUAAACCUGCUCCUCUGAGUACGUCUCCGACGAACUCAAAUGUGAACUCAACAGUGAAUCGCUUUCCAGCAAAUAAUCUUCUACAAUCGAUCAGUCCUUCGAUAACUAAUUCCAAUCAACAAACACAGAAGAAAAUUCUUUUCAAAUCAACUAGAUAUUCAUACGAUGGUACACAAAACAAAUCACGUCAAAUCACAAUUGUCAAACAAGGAAGCGAAAAGCCGCAUAAAUCCAUUACUAUUUUCGUUAGUCGCCGAACCGUUCAAAGUUACGAACAACUCCUAUCGGAUGUAUCCGAAUCGUUUGGUUAUCAAAAGAAUCGAGCCGAUAAAAUCAGACGAUUAUUCACUCUCAAAGGUAAACAAGUGAAUGGUAUUAAUGAUAUUUUUCGUGAAGAUGAUGUUUUCGUUGCAUCAACCAAUUCCGCUGAUCUUUCAUUGACGGAUUUGCAAGAAAUUAGCGUAGAAAUAAUGAAUGAUCCUCAACGUUCAACAUCACGUAAUGCUGGUGUUAGUAGAAAUCAUUUUAAACAAAAUUUGCAACCACUUCGCGAUCGUGAAACACCGAACACACAAAUAGGUGUCACGACAAACGAGAGUAAAAAAGUGAUUAGUAUACGUGACAGUGGUUUCCUCGACGAUGAAGAUGGACUAUCAGGUAGAGAUAGCGAGCUGACAACAUCACGUAAAACACCAUCACGGCCUGUAAAUGCAACGAGCAAACAACAUGAACUUGUUUCCGAAGACGCACCAACCCCUAAUGAUCUUAUUGGACGCAGACAGAAAAGAACGACACUUAAACCAGCAGACACUAAGAUAAUUGAUCAACAACGUGAGCGUGAACGUCAACGUUUAAAAGAAGACGAUGAUGAACGUCGAAAGAAACUGGUAACUCGAAAAGAUCAGCCAGCAACACAGAAAUUCGAACCAUUAGCAGUCGACAUGAACAAUGAUGAUGUUCGUGGUCAUAAAUCGAAGACACCGAUAGCAGGUACCAGUGCAUUUUCUCCGAAUUUUCCUUCAAACAAUGGUGCUAUAACCAAAGUGUCCAACAAUAAACCCACUUCUAUAACGUCAUCAACUCGUGUCAAUCAUCAUGAUGAGAAUAAUCCAAUUACUACAGACGUAAACGCUGCCGGAGCGUCAGCAGAGACUAUUCCGAAAAAAACUGUACUAAAGAAACGUUCAUCUGUCUUACAUACGUCAUCCACUGUUGUCACAGAUCGAUAUGAACUUGGAAAAAAGAUGGGCGACGGGAACUUUGCUGUUGUUCACAGAUCGAAAUUACGCGGUAGUGAUCGUGAGUACGCGAUUAAAAUUGUCGAUAAAUCCAAAAUGAAAGGAAAAGAAUAUAUGUUGGAUCAUGAAAUCAAUAUUAUGUACAUGUGUAAUCAUCCGAAUAUCAUUCGAUUAUUCGAAGAUUAUGAAACACCGGAUGAAAUAUACCUCGUGAUGGAACUGAUUAAAGGUGGAGAUCUAUGUUGGUGA